Messenger RNA from Naegleria fowleri, 285 nucleotides. RefSeq lists its product as uncharacterized. The record is from RefSeq and is a predicted model, not a curated record. The transcript has a single exon. Lineage: Eukaryota; Heterolobosea; Eutetramitea; Acrasida; Naegleriidae. Bases 1 to 285 code for a protein of 94 amino acids.
AUGAAUGGCCGAAGAAGAGAAAUUCAACAACAGUUGGAUUUAGGAGAAAAAGAAGAAAACGAACUGUUUAAAACUGAAAAACAGAAAAACACCAAAGCAAUCAAUAAGAGGAUUCUUGCCUAUUACAUCAUUAGAGUUUAUCAGGCCAUCAAGCAAGAUCAUGUUUACGUACCUUGGAGUGCCAUCACAUUGGACAAGAAAAACGAAAACAUUUCAACCGAUCUCACAAAAAUUCAUGAAGAAAUUUGUGUUGAAAUGGGCAGCGAUGAAGAAAAAAACUCUUGA